Molecule: messenger RNA, 1086 nt
Organism: Zychaea mexicana
Lineage: Eukaryota; Fungi; Mucoromycota; Mucoromycetes; Mucorales; Lichtheimiaceae
Exons: 5
Coding region: 1-1086 (361 amino acids)
Source: RefSeq, a predicted model, not a curated record
AUGCUUCGCGCAUUAAGCAGUACCCAUUACAACACGAGCGAAAUUUCCGCUCAAGAAGCAGCAUAUAAUAUCCUUCGCUUGCCAAUGUCGGUAUCAACCUCAGGCGUUGUCUUCAUUCCAACUUCUCCUCCCGAAGAGCGUAGGCGAAUCUUGCGACCAGAACGAGGACUUCGCAGUAUCGAUGAUCGAGAAUCAACUAAUAGCUUCACGCCAAACAUUCUGGAUCACUACAGCCAACGGCCAACCACGAUGGAAAACAUGACGUUAACUACGUUUGCGUUUGCCGCGGUACCGGAUCCCAUUGAAGGAUUUACGUCGACGGAUGAAACCAUCACCAUCCUGCAAUGUAAUGACUCCCGAAUCGUAUCGUCAUCACUGCUGUCACUUGCAUUAUCAUCAUCAUUCUGGUCGUUAUUGUCCUCUGCUGACGAAUAUUGGGAAACCGUCGCGAGUAGUGCUUUAAGCGAUGCUGCGUUUGCACCCGAAAAUGCCGAGGCCGGAUAUGUAGACAAUCAGGAAGAGAAAGAUCAGGAGCGAAGAUUGGCCAAUCCGUUGGACGAAUAUGGGAUGCCUGACAUGGUUAAGAACGAGGUCGAUGUGAUGGAACAAGCUGGAGCAUAUGCAAGAACGCCGUAUUUGGAAACAAUCGUGGCCCCAAAUCGUAUGAACAACGACAGCUACGAACAGAUGAUCGCGACACUGAAUACCGAGCAACGCAGUUCAUAUGGGUUGACCAACGAUUGCAGCACAUAUCUGGAAAUCAGCGUAAAAAAAGUUCCGUUGAAAUCGUUCAAGCAAUCCUUGGUUGAUAAAUCCAUCAACGAGGUUGAGCAGCUUGCUGUAGAACAUGCCAGAGUACCAUUGGACCGUUGCGUUAACCAUUGGGGUGCUCGUCAUUUUGUACGUCAAGCGUGGCGAAACUUUACCAAAAGUGGCGACGAUGAAGGCAACUCGCGUAAAGAAACGCAAAGCCAACAACAAAAGACGCCGCCAAAAGAUAAGCAACAAGAAAGAGGCGGCAAGGGAAAAAAACGAACAACACCGAUUUCGCGUGGCCGCAAGUCGAAAACGGCACGGCAUUCAUAA